CCUCUAGUAAUGCAGACUGAAAUAUGUGUGGCAGCGAUUGGGAAUACCCUCAUACGUCGGAAAUAACAUCCUUGACAUACUACUCGUCGUAGAGGAGUGCAACCGUGCAAAGCUCACCAUGUGUUGGAUGUUAGUAGCCAUAAAAAUAUCUUAGUGAAAAAUACUAUGCACGAAAAGUCCUGCUGCCUCCUUGACGUGACUCAAAACGGAAAUGACGCCAAGGAAUAAUGAAGAUUUUUGCCCAAACUUCAAGAACAAGAAUUGGGGCUGGAGUGAGAGUGUACUUCGAAAAUCACCCACAGCAAGAAGAAGCCGUUCUUGAGCAAAGUGUUUGGGGACCUUAUCAAAAAACAAUCUGAAUACCAGGAAACGAUAAAAGUGACCGAACGCGUGUCAACAGCAUUAAAAGCCCGUUCGUUGUCUGAACUCCGAUAAAGAGCCUCGAAAGGUGUUUGAUACCACCCUCCAGUCUUCACUAUCUUGAAGAUCAAUCCAUUCCAAUUCGGCGAGUGAUAUUUGAAACAACUCAUGCAUCAUGACUUGGCUGUGGAAAUUGGCAUUUUGCACCUUGUUCCAAAGCAUUGUAGGGCUAGCCAAACCUGAUGGACAAGAAGAAAUGGAGAGCAUCGAUUACAUCUUCCACAUUGGUGCCAAACCCCGUCAAGUGCAAACCCUUCAACAAAUUGUGUUCCGAGACGACAAGACUUUGGAAGUACCCGUGAACGCUCGUGAAGACCAAGCUUUACCCUACGUCCGUCCAGCCAGAAAUGACGUCACCGCUGAAGACCGAUCAGCUCAACUCGUGAAACCAAACGAGUUCCAAGGCUCAGAAUCAGAUUCUAGGAUUUUGAGUGGAAAUCGGAGUCCUGCAUUGGUGCCAAACGAUCUUGCUCCCGUUACGUCGAAUGUUCCACUUCGGAUUCGCAUCGGAAAUACCACCAAUCUGUUUGGUAGCCCUGGCGAGUCUGUGAACGUGGAGUUCGUUGUCACAAAUUAUGGACCAGCUUCGACCAUCUUUUUCUCGGCCGAGGAGAGCCAAGCAACUGAUCCAGAUCAAGUUAAUUUUCCCGUGGAACAGUUCCUAAUGAGCUUGAGUAGUUCACGGGCUUCUUUGAGCUCGAAUGGUAACUAUACAUGUUUUAUGAACCUAGUGGUUCCACCUCACGCAGCGGCUGGCACAAGGAAAACUAUUUCCUUUGUGGCCCAGGCCUCGAACGCAGGGGGGGCUCCUCUGUCGAUCACCAGACGAAUCUAUUUUACCGUUGGAGGAUCCAACAUCAAGAGCACUGAUUCCGAUGCUCCAGAAUGCCGAGUGUUGUCCAAUGAUCGGGCUGGCCAAUGCCAAGAUCAAUUAUCAAAUCCAGCUCAGCCAGAAGCUUGUCGACAAGUCCGUUGGACCUCCCGGUUUCAAAUCGAGGAUUCCCAAUCGGGACUCAAGUCCAUCGAUGAACGUCCCCUGAUUGUUGGUGUGUCCCAAGAUGCAUAUUUUUCACAUCAAAAUUACAUUUUGGGCACCAAGCUUCCUGUGGAAUACUUCUUUAGUGCCAGUUGUUGCAUGGAAACCUUCGCUCUGAAACUGGCUGACGUGGCCGGAAAUCAAGGCCAAUGUUAUGUGGGGAAAUUGCCCAAUGAUCCAGAGGCCAAUGUGGAUGUACAGGGUGCGUCAUCUACAGGAAUCAUCAUUGCCAUUGUUGUGAGUGCCAUCAUUCUAAUCUUGGUGGUGAUUGGGGCCAUCGCUGUCAUUUUCGUCAUGAAGAAGAAGCGGAAGGCCGAAUUAGCGGAAAUGCGGGAAACCCCUCAGGCGCGAUAA
This is a messenger RNA of Tigriopus californicus, 1810 nucleotides long. RefSeq lists its product as uncharacterized. Lineage: Eukaryota; Metazoa; Arthropoda; Copepoda; Harpacticoida; Harpacticidae. The transcript has 3 exons. The coding region runs from base 536 to 1810 and encodes 424 amino acids. The record is from RefSeq and is a predicted model, not a curated record.